CCGCGGUCGUCGUCGUCGUCUUCUGCGCGCGUACCAUCGCCGGCCGGCCGACGUGUCCGUGUGAGACAUCAGUGCUCCAGUGCAGUCAUCGCGGGUACGCGCACGUGCACAGAACGCAUACAUAAUAAAUAUAUGUAUAAUAUAUAAUAUAUAAAUAUAUUAUCAUUAUUAACGAUAGUAAUAUAUAUAAACAUAAUAUAUUUAUAAAGAGUCGAUUCGGGCGCGCGUUUAAUCGGUCUACAUUUUCUAUACCUGUAAGUACGCGCGAUUUUAAAAAAUAGUAUUUUCUUAUCGCCGGGGAGUUAGACUGAUUAGUUUUGAAAUUCGCGCGUGAACUACUGUUGUGCUUUCCAUCUGAAAAUGCGUCUCGCCAAUUCGCGCCCCGAAAAUCCCACCGCGGUAUAACGGUGGCGGCAGCGAUGCACCACCACCUGCCGGAGCAGCAUCACCACCGACAUGUCCCACCGUCGCAGUGCCGUCACUUGACGACUGCCGACCCUCGUCGGGCAUCGGUCGCACUCGAACCGCCACCGUCGCCGCCGCCGCCGUCGUCGUCGCCGCGGACAUCCAUCCGAGUCGUCUGUUUUCGCGAACGCGCUACGACAUAAUAUCACAUCGUGCAGCAUACGACAACACCCGUGUAACAUAAGACACAUACAAUCGUCGCAACAUGGACGUGUUCAAGCUCGACCAGUCGUUAGCGGCGGGGUUGGGCGGCGCGCCGUCUGCCGACAAGCUGACGGCCGACGUGUCGUUCGGCGCCGGCACCACGGACGAGUUCAACCUGAGCUUUUUCGACGACACGACCACGGACACGGCCGGCUCCGAGAGCCACGACCCGCCGGCCCAGGGAUUCGGUGACGAGUCCUGCACCGCCGCGGCCAUGGACACGACCGCGUCCACGCCUGCGGCCGCUUUCCGCGACGUCCGUGUCCAGUCUCCGUGCACCAGUUCCACGUACCGGCAGCCAACCGCGUACGCUGGCCACGCGGCCAACUCUCAACCACCUCCCCCGCCGCUGACGAUCGCCGUCACCAACUCGACGCCGUCCUCGUCCACCACCGCACCAGAUCAACAUUUUGCGGCAGCCGACUCGAACACUACGCCGGCCAAAUCGUUCGUACCGUGUCGAGUGUGCGGCGACAAAGCGUCUGGAUACCACUAUGGCGUCACGUCGUGCGAAGGAUGCAAGGGGUUCUUCAGGCGGAGUAUACAAAAACAAAUCGAAUAUCGGUGUCUGAGAGACGGUAAAUGUUUGGUGAUCCGAUUAAACCGGAAUCGAUGUCAGUACUGCCGAUUCAAAAAAUGUCUGACAGUCGGCAUGUCCAGGGAUUCCGUUCGGUAUGGGAGAGUGCCGAAGAGAUCUCGUGAGCAGCUCGAGUCGGAGUCGAAGACCGUGUCGGCCGCCGAUUCGAUGGCGGCGGCGGCGGCCGUGCAAGUGACCACCACGACGGCCACCACGACGACAGUCGCCGCGAACGCGGCCGCAGCCGUUGCGGCCGCUGUGGCCAUAGGGAUCGGUGGGAGUGCACCUGCCGUGGCCGAUCCGAUCAUGUCUGGCACCGGGCCGGCCGCAGUGAUCGAGACCAACGGCGGUAGCGUGUCCAUAUCGUAUGACGUGAUCGCAGCCAUAUCGCAAGCACACCUCACCAACUGCGAUUACACGGACGAGCUGACCAGGACACUACUUCGGAAACCCGUGGCAUCUCCACCCGCUCAGGGAUGCUCCAGCCCAGAAGUGGCGUCGUCAACAGCGGACAGCGAGGAACAGCAAAAAAUAUGGCUGUGGCAACAAUUGGCCGCGCACAUCACUCCCACCGUGCAAAGGGUAGUGGAGUUCGCGAAAAGAGUUCCUGGUUUCGUAGACCUCAGUCAAGACGAUCAGCUGAUUCUCAUUAAAGUGGGAUUUUUCGAACUAUGGCUGUGCUACGUAUCCAGGUUGGCCACAGACCUUUCGCUCACCUUCUACGACGGCACGUUCAUCACACGACAGCAGCUGGAACUCAUUUACGACUUGGACUUCGCCACAGACGUUUUCCAGUUGGUGACAUCUUUCAACAGUUUAUCGCUGACGGACACCGAGGUCGGUCUAUUUGCCGCAAUCGUGCUGUUGACGCCGGACAGGCCCGGCGUCUCUGACGUCAAAACCGUACAGCACAGUCAAGACCGAAUCGUUGAAGCGUUCAAACUACAACUAAGCAAAGGUCACGGAGGAGACAAGAAUUUGGCUCAAACAGUAUUGUCGAAACUGCCCGAACUACGAACCAUUGGUGCCCGACACGUUUCGUACCUGGAGUGGUUUAGGUUAAAUUGGCACAUGUUGAAGUUGCCACCGUUAUUCGCCGAAAUAUUCGACAUACCCAAGUGCGAAGAGGACUUGCAUCAAGGCUGAAUUAUUAUCUUUCUAUUUUAUUGUUACAGGAUUUUUUUUUUAUAUAUUUACUUAUAAAGUUUCAUUUUUUUUAUUUGAAACGAAUCGAAUACUUCCUAAACGAACAAAAUGUGUUUACAAUCAAAAGCAGAAAAAAAUGUAUUAGUAAUGAUAAUUUCUAACAAUAUCUUCGUAAAAAUAAUCUUGAUAUACUUACGAACAAAUAUUGUUAACGCGCUUCAGCCGCCCCCGUCGAAACACGCUUGCGCCCCUCAAAUAUUCGUCCGGUCGGCGCGAGAGUACAACCUAAUCAUCGACUUCGUGUCGAUCAAUGAUAUAUAAUAAUAAUAUAUACAUAUAUCUAUUAUAAUACUACACAAUUAUGAAGAGCAAUAAAAUACAAAAAAAAAAAAAUUUUAAUAAAAACAAAAACACUAUAUCGUCUGUCUAAUAUUAGAAUAAUUCUAUGUAAAACGAAAUGAACAUUUUAUAAAUAUUAUUAUAUAGAAUAUAUAUAAUAAGACAUUAUGACAUAGGGUACAUGUACAACGAAACAAUCUUGUAUGAUAAGUGUGUUCUUUUUAGUUAUUUUAUAGUUAUAGAAAUUCAAUGACGAUCAAAAUUUCAUCUUACACAUAGUAACGAAUAAUAUACGCGUUCUCGUUUCUUGUUAGGAUUCUUGCAAUAAUAUUAAUCAUUUUCAUAUCAUGCAUUAUUUUUUUUUUUUUUAAUCACAUACCUAAUGUGUUCAUGGCUUAGUGGAGUGCGGAUAUAAUAUCAUCAUUUUCAUAUAAUAUAAUAGUAUUAUGAUAUAAUUGGUUUUGUUAUUAAACAAUAUUAUAUACUUAAUAUUUAUAUAUACACAUAUAAAUGUGUAUAUUUUACAUUGUAAUAGAGCUCCAUUUAUCUUUCUAUACAUUAUGUACGAUCUAUUUGGCCUGAAAAUGUUUUUUUUUUGUCUUUGUACUGUGUUCAUCAUUGACAAUCUUGAGUUCGUUAAAAAAGACAAAAAAAUCUAAGCAAUAUUUUGUAAUAUUUAAAUACUGUAUGGUAAAUAUAACUAAAAAUCAAUUUUAUCUUUUUUUUUUAUGGAAAGUUUUUAAUAUUAUUAUUAUUAUUAUUAUUAUUAUUGUAUAAUAAUUUGAUUUUCUUCAUAAAUAUUCUCUUUUUUUAUAAUUUCACUAGUCAACUGAAGCAAUUUGGUCCAGCAACUAAGCAAACAAAAACGCUUUUAUGUGAUAUAUUUUUUUUUUUUAGUUGAAUUUUGUGUUAUUUUAUCUUUUACAUUCCAUAGGUACUUUUUAUAUUUUAUUUGUAGGCAAUAAGUCUUAAAAUUAUACUACAUUUUCGCAAUCUAUUUAUUAUAGCUCUUACGCUGUUGUUGUUAUUGUUGUUGUUAAUCAUUUUUUUAUUAGUUUUUAAACUAACAGUGUACAACCGUUGUGUAAUAUGAAAAAGUGCAAUUUAAAUGGGAAUCACUGUAUGACCCGGAUUUUCUGUCAAUACUUCAGUUUCUCUUUUUCUCUACUUCUCACUAUACAAACACAAACACACAAACAUAUAUAACAAAUCAUAAAAUUAAAAACACUGGCACACAGAUACACAUACACACACACAUACUUCAUACAUACCUUACAUGCCACACUUAAACAUUUAUGUAUUCACAGGGUAGAUUAGUUAUUUCAAAUCGUUUAUGUUAAAGACAAAAUUACAAAAAUGUUUAGAAUUCCUUUUUUUUUGAUAAUAUUAUAUAUCAUAUCUUUAAGAUUUUCUUAGAGUAAUUUUUGAACACCAAGGUAGUAAAUCGAAUGUGUAUUAUAAGAAAAUAAUUUUAAAUUUAAAAUAAAAAUGUUAUAAGUGACAAUCACAGAUAUACUGAAAUGGACUCACCUUUACGUUUCGCAAUAAUUAGGAUAAUGUUAUAUAUUUUUUUUUAGCUCGUAAAAUAAUUCAAUAUCGAACGAAAGCAAAUAAAUUGACUUUUGUUUUUGUUUAUCCUGUUUGUAUAAAGUUUUCUUAAUUCGUUAUAUUAUAGUCUAUAAUUUUCUUUCUAUUAAUUUGUUUUGUUAUUAAUAAUUGCAUUUUAAUUAAUAUAAUAUACAAUUGUUAAACAUUUUUAGAAAAAUUUGUAUUCUAUUUAUUUUAGAAAAUAGGUCAUUAUUUGAGUAGAUGUGGUCCCCUAUUUGUAUUUCAUUCUGAUUAAUUAGCCAAUGCUAUCACUAAUAGAGAAAUGUUAUGCAUUAGAUAAAUAUCUUUUUUCUACUUUUUUAUUGAACGGAAUUCAACUAGCGUUAUUUUGAGUAUUUAGCGUUAAUUAGUAUUUUUUUAUAUAUAUAAUAUAUAUUAUGUAUAUUAUAUAUAUAUAACUGAAAUAUUUAAAUAUAACAUGUUUACCUCGUUUUAAAAAGUUAAAUUUGUAUAUUGACAUAUUGUAAUAUGUAGCUAAAAAUGUCGAUAAUCGGAAAAAACAGUAAAUACAAACAUAAAUCACUAUUGUAAUAUUAAAAAUACUUUAUAUAUAUCUGUAGCGUAUAGAUUAUUUGAUUAUUGUUUAGAUUGUUGUAUAAAAACACCACUUUUUUAUUAGAUCUUAUUAUUAUUAUUAUUAUUAUUUUUAUUUAAAUUUUAUUGUUUUGUUCUAAAAAUUUAAAUUUACAAUGAGAAUAGUUAAAUCUUGUCAAAAUAAUACGUAGGCGUGUAGUAGUGAUUCUGCAUAAAGCUUACACAUUUUACUUACUAUUAUUUAUUGUAUAGUAUAUAAGUAUGAUAUUUUCUUAUGUUUUAUUUUCGAGCUCGGUAUUUACCGUAUUAUUAAAUUAUAAAUUAUUAUGUCGUUGAUGUUUAUAGAUAAAUAGACUAAAACUUAUUAUAAUUACUUUUAUAUUAUAUUAUUAUAAAUUAUUAUAAUAACAACGAAGUCGUAGCUAUAAAUAUUAUACGUUGACAAUGAAAUUGCGUAUAGGUUCGUAUUUAUUGUUUAUCAGUAUAUAUAUUAUUAUACACGUAUGUAUGUACCUACGUAUUUUGCUUGUUAUACUGUAUUAUUAUGUUCGAUUAUUAUUAUUUUUUUAUUGAUAUAUUUUAUUUAGAAUAGGAACCCAUUAGUACAGAAAAUAAACCGAUGAGCGAAAAACUUCUUAAAAAA
Rhopalosiphum padi (bird cherry-oat aphid) is the source of this 5516-nucleotide messenger RNA. RefSeq names its product ecdysone-induced protein 78C (gene Eip78C). NCBI's taxonomy places the organism in Eukaryota, Metazoa, Arthropoda, Insecta, Hemiptera, Aphididae. Gene Ontology annotation, biological process: regulation of DNA-templated transcription. The coding region runs from base 671 to 2392 and encodes 573 amino acids. The record is from RefSeq and is a predicted model, not a curated record. Gene Ontology annotation, molecular function: DNA-binding transcription factor activity; zinc ion binding; sequence-specific DNA binding. The transcript is spliced from 8 exons.